GGCGCCUCAGAGGGUACGGGAGUCUUUUGCAUGACUUAGUUGUUUAGUCGAUGGGGAAGAUAAGGAGCAGGCAGGAUGCGCUGUGAUUGGAAGAUGUCUGGCUGGAUGUUGUUUUUUGCAAAGCCUGGAAGAGUCUUCAUCUGCUGGGCAGGCGCUCUGUUAAAAGGCUGGCAGUCUCUCUGUCAGUUUGGGUAUUUCAUGACGUCUGCAGUGUUUCCAGCUGCUUUACUGAAAAUCUGCAAUGAAAUCCAUGCUCCUGUUUAUCUGGGGGUUACUGCUGGUUACUACAGCAGAAACCACAGUAGAAAUCAUCCCAUCUCUUGGAUAUAUUGAACUGAACGAGUCCAAGGUGUUUGUCUGUGCAGUGGAGGGCGCUGUGCAGGAGAUGAAAUGGAUCCACCCUAGCGGAAAACCAAUCAAAGAGGGGGAAGACGAGCGACUCCAAGUGGAACAAGCAGACAAGAUGGUCUCUAAGCUGGUGAUCAGAGACGCACAGCUGCCAGACGCGGGCAGAUACCAGUGUGUGUGCCGUUUUAAUGAGAGCUACACGGAGACCGCCUUCAUCACAGUCACCAUCAUCCAAAAGCCAACCUUUCUGAACCCCAAAACGUACCACGAGUUCCUGGAAGGUUCGGACGCGUUCGUUCCAUGUGACGUCACCGGAAUCCCUCAGCCCCUUGUGACCUGGAAGUGCAAAGGACAGGAUGUGAUGCGUACAGAGGACGGUCGUUUUCUGCUGACUGCCCAGGGGUUCCUGAUUCGGGGGGUCCGGGGGUCUGACCAGGGCCUCUAUCGGUGCGAGGGGCGCAUCGUGGACAGGGGGGAGGUGCACAGUUUGGAUAUCUCUGUGGUGGUGAACGCUCCUCCCACUGCCCGGAUUCGAGAGGGGGAGGUCAAUGCGAUGGCUGGUUCUGGCGUCAAUGUCUCCUUGACCUGUCUGGCAAAUGGACACCCCCAUCCUUACAUCAACUGGACCAGGAACGGAGGUCCGGUUGUGGCUGAACCCGGGCGGUUUGGGUUUAACUCGGACCAGAGCGUUCUGACAAUCUACGCAGUGGAGAAGAUGGACGAGGGGCAAUACACCUGCAUAGCCACCAACAAAAUCAACAGCUCCAGUGCCAACAUGACCCUGCACGUGUCAGCCAAUCAAACAGAAGAGGAGGUGCCGUCACCCCACAGCACUCGACACACUGUGCAGGCGACCGACGGGCAAGCUGCUGUCGUCAGUAUCCUGGACGGUAUGAAGGAUCAGCAGGCGGCGCAGCUGGCAGUUCUGCAAAGGCUGGCUGCACAGCAGGAGAUCCUGGCGCGGAGAGUGGCAGAGAUCGGGGCCGGGAUUAGCCAGCUCACCGUUCUCCAGAGUCUGAGCCCUCCGGAGAAAGAUCACGACUAGCCGGCUUCUGCCGUGCCCCCGGUCUGAUCGCCGGGAUCACAGACGGAAGACGUGUGGUUUUGUGCUGGAGGUGCUUCCUAAGAAUCAGACGUGCGAGAAAUCGACGACCUCUUGAGAAAACUCAAUCAUCCAUUGCACACGGCUACAGCCAGAAUCUUUGCCUCAAUAGAAUGAACUCAUUUUGCUUCAUAAAGUCGAUGCCUGGUAUUUAUACUAUCCUGGGCUCAGGACACAUGUGACCACAGUCUGUUUUUUGUAUCAGAUUAUCAAUAGAUAAGUCAAGGUGAUCAUGGUUCAUUUUUUACCAUAUUUCAUGCCAUACAUCAAUGAAAACAGAAAGCCUGGCAGAUUGUUAUUAUUUGUUUCUUAGCAGACGUCCUUAUCCAGGGUGACUUACAAUUGUUACAAAAUAUCAUUUUUACAUACAAUUA
Acipenser ruthenus (sterlet) is the source of this 1824-nucleotide messenger RNA. RefSeq names its product neural cell adhesion molecule 1-like. Gene Ontology annotation, biological process: homophilic cell-cell adhesion; synapse organization. The transcript has 8 exons. Bases 242 to 1393 code for a protein of 383 amino acids. NCBI's taxonomy places the organism in Eukaryota, Metazoa, Chordata, Actinopteri, Acipenseriformes, Acipenseridae. The record is from RefSeq and is a predicted model, not a curated record. Gene Ontology annotation, molecular function: axon guidance receptor activity. Gene Ontology annotation, cellular component: neuronal cell body; axon; plasma membrane.